AUGUCAGGUCAAGUUGCCAAAGCACCCAACCUUGGAAAUAAACAAAAAAAUUACCAGUUUAGAAAUUGGUCGAGUACGUUUAAGUGUGUACCUGAAUUGUAUUUUAGACCAAAAUCGGAGGAUGAGCUCGUUAAUAUUGUAAAUCUCGCGCGAGAAAACCAUAAAACUAUAAAAGUCGUUGGUAGUGGGCAUUCGCCCUCAGAUUUAGCUUGUACAAAUGAGUAUAUGAUCAACUUGGAUGACCUAAAUCAUGUAUUAGAAUUUGAUCCAAAAUCACGAAUAAUAACCGUUGAAGCAGGAAUCCGAUUAUUUCAACUAAAUCAAGAGCUCAAGUGGCGUGGAAUCGCGUUAAGCAAUCUUGGCGCGAUUUCGGAUCAAAGUAUUGCGGGAGCUAUUAGCUCUGCUACUCAUGGCACUGGAAUAAAUUUUGGGAAUCUAUCAACGCAGGUUAUUGGUUUGACUAUGAUAACUGCUUCCGGCAAAAAAAUACAUUGUUCCGAAGUAAAGGAUGCCGAAAUAUUUAAAGCAGCACUUUGUAGCGUCGGGGCCCUAGGCAUUAUUACUCGUGUUACAAUACAAUGUGAGCCGGAAUUUCGUCUCGAGGCCGAACAGCAACCAAUGAAACUUGAUACAAUAUUAAAUGAUUUGAAGGAAAUUGUGUGUUCGGCGGAACAUGUCAGAUUCUGGUGGUCCCCACAUACGGAUGAUUGUGCGAAACAAGCAGAAACAAUCGGAUAUUUUCGCGAAACAAUUCUUGGAUACCAUCUCUACCAAUUUCUUCUCUACUUAACACGAUUCUAUCCACCUACAAUCCCACGACUUGCACACUUGAUGUUCUUGAUAAAAUUCAACAAAGGCACACUAAUGGUUGACGACUCCUAUAAAGUUUUCAAUUCCGAUUGUUUGUUUGAGCAAUACGUCAACGAAUGGGCGAUCCCGUGGGAGCGAACUGCUGAAGCGUUAAGAAAACUUGGCCAAUGGGUUAGGGAAAAUGAUGAGAAAGGAAUUUAUGUUCAUUUCCCGGUUGAAGUAAGAUUUGUGGAUAAAGAUGAUAUUUGGCUGAGUCCAUCUUAUGGGAGGAAAGCGCACACAAUGUUCAAAGAUGAACUAACAAAGGCAUAUCCGAAAUUCAAAGAUUUUCUUGAACUUCGCGAGGAAUUAGAUCCCGAGGGUAUCUUUUUAAACCCAUAUUUGAGACGACAUCUGCUUGGAGAGUAUGGUCCAAAAGUUGAUGCUGCCCAGUUUAAAGCAAGAUUGUGA
Ambispora gerdemannii is the source of this 1260-nucleotide messenger RNA. The record is from the annotation of a GenBank genome assembly. NCBI's taxonomy places the organism in Eukaryota, Fungi, Glomeromycota, Glomeromycetes, Archaeosporales, Ambisporaceae.